AGAGAGAGCUUGUAUACGUGACGCCGAGAUGUUCAUGCUCAUUCGAGAGCCGUCCGUCGGAGGAGGCGGGAGUCCGAGCGUGCCAGCAGAGAGGAGCGCAAAACAGGUGCAGGCCGCCAUCAAGAAGAAAGUGGAGAAGCAGAAGAAGCAAGCCAACAAGCAGGGAGGAAAAAACGGAAACACUCCCGCUGCUACUCCUCAGCCCACUCAGAAGUCCAGCCGCAUCGCCAAAAUGAUGGCCAUGGCAGAGCCAGAGGACAGAGAGGAGCUGAAGGAGGAGCUGGAAGAGAAGCUGGAGCAGAUGAUGGAGGGACGACAGAGGAGAGAGGAGAAAGAGGAGGAGGCAGAGCCCAUCGACCUCCUGCCCAUAGUGGACUCUGUGUUUGGACAGGACAGAGAGCUGAGACCAGAGGAGAUUGAUGAGCUCCGUGAGGCAUUUGUGGAGUUUGAUAAGAAUAAGAAGGGAUACAUCAGUCACAGAGACCUGGGGGAGUGCAUGAGGACCAUGGGAUACAUGCCCACAGAGAUGGAGCUCAUUGAGCUCAGUCAGCAGAUUUGUGGAGGGAAAAUAGAUUUUGAAGACUUUGUGGAGCUGAUGGGACCCAAGAUGCUAGCAGAGACAGCUGACAUGAUUGGAGUCAAAGAACUACGUGAUGCCUUCAAAGAGUUUGACUCCAACGGAGACGGUCAGAUCAGUUUGACUGAGCUGCGCGAGGCCAUGAAGAAGCUGAUGGGAGAGCAAGUGACCAACAGGGAGAUCAACGAGAUCCUCCGAGACGUCGACCUCAACGGGGACGGCCUGGUGGACUUUGAGGAGUUUGUGCGAAUGAUGUCCCGCUGACGUCACAUGGACAGACAAAUGACGCAUGAAGAUUCUUCAACUGCUCCGAAGACCACACGUCUAAAGUUAUAUUUUUAUAUAAAAAUAGUAUAGGAAAUAGAAUACAUACUACAUAAUGAAGGUGCAACACAACAUAUAAAGUAUUAUAGAAGCUGUGAAACAUAUCUGAAACUUCGUAGGCAACAUUUAUGAGUUUGUGUUUUUCAGAUGUAUUUUUAUAAAUAGAAUGAAUAGAAUUACUAUUAAGAGUAUAUCAUCUUGUUUGUAAAAGGGUAAAGCUUUUUUUUAUUAUUAAAGAAAUGUACACAAGUCGA
Molecule: messenger RNA, 1155 nt
Organism: Solea senegalensis (Senegalese sole)
Lineage: Eukaryota; Metazoa; Chordata; Actinopteri; Pleuronectiformes; Soleidae
Product: calcium-binding protein 2-like
Exons: 7
Coding region: 29-841 (270 amino acids)
Molecular function (GO): calcium ion binding
Source: RefSeq, a predicted model, not a curated record